AGUGUAAACAGAUUUAGACAAUGGCUUGACUUUUCUUUUCAAGUGGAAGCUUGCCUGACCGAGUCUUUAUUUGGAGUUUACUUGUGUUUGUCUUGUCUUUUUCAGCACAUGUUUUGUUUUAUGUGUCUCCUCCUAGAUAGAAGAUGAGCGAGGACGCAUUUGAGGUCCCAGAAAGGACAGAGUACCGUUACCUGGUACAGGAGGAGGAGGAAGAGGAGGUGCAGUAUGUUCGACACAGACAUUACAUCAGCCCCUUCCUGGUGCUCUCCAGGCGCUGCAUUUUGCUCAUCUGCCUUGGGGUGCUCGCUCUCCUUGUUUUGGCCACUUACCUGGGCUAUGUAGCCCAGACACUCCCACCCGGCCUUGUCCAAGUGACCACUGACUGUGGCGAAUACAGAGGAAGACAUAAAAAUGGGGCCUACUCCUUUAAGGGUAUGCCAUAUGCUGCUCCGCCAGUUGGUAACCUGCGUUGGGCACCUCCUGCCGACCCAGUGUGUCGGGAGGGGGUUACCGAUGCUAGCCACUUCCGCAGCAUGUGUCCUCAAGUGCGACCGUUGUCAAGUACAGGCAAGCUGAUGGGCCAAGAGGACUGCCUCUUUGUCAACGUGUGGACACCAACGCUCAAGACCAACUCAAAGCUGCCCGUCAUGGUCUGGAUCCAUGGAGGCUACCUACACAUGUUCAGUGGUGGAGAGCAAGGCUACUCACCCACAGAGAAGCUUGCCGCAGAAACUGGGAUGGUGUACGUCAGCUUCAACUACAGACUAAAUGCAUUUGGCUUCAUGGCUCUGGAGAUACUAAGGGAAGGCUCUCUCAAAAACACUUCAGGGAAUUAUGGCUUCAUGGAUCAGAUUGCUGCAUUAAAAUGGGUACAAAGAAACAUCCACAUUUUUGGAGGAGAUCCUGGAAAAGUUACCAUCUUUGGGCAGAGUUCAGGUGGAACCUCUGUAUGGACCUUGAUGAUGUCACCUCUUGCAAAGGAUCUCUUCCGUGCGGCAGUGGAUAUGAGUGGCUCAUAUGUAUAUAAUGCCACGCUGGAACAGGCUGAGUCGGGCAAUCUGGUCUUUCUGAAAAACACAGGCUGCAAGGACCUUUCAUGCCUUAGAAGUCUCUCGAUUAAACAGAUAUUACAGGCUGUCCCAUGGCAGCAAUACCCGUCUUGGGGUGCCGAUGAGCUGACUGACCUUCCAACCAGGGGGCACUUCUGUGGCCCUGUUGCAGUGGUGGACGGGUAUGUCCUUGAAGCGGCACCCUUUGAGAUAUGGGAAAAGAAAGGAGCCUACAAUGAUGUUGCCUUUGUCAUUGGGACAACAGAGCAAGAAGUGGACUUCAGUCCGCCAGCAGAAAACAUCUCCAUGUGGACAUGGGGCGACUACACGUGGUUUGUGACAGAGAAACUGAAGUCUUUUAGUGAGAAUCUUCCGAAAGCGGCAUUGGCGCUUUAUCCCUCCUCCGACCCCUGCCCCACCACAGACCGCUGUCCAGAGAGAGCAUACACGACCAUGGUUUCUGACAUCAGAGUGACAUGCCCCAACAAUGAUCUAGCCCAGAGGGCUGCAGAUGCCCUUCAGAGUCCCGUGUAUCGCUAUGUGGUGACACACACACCUUCUGGAGCCGUCAACACGACAAGUUCUCAGAUGCCGUUUCACAGCCGCUUCUCUUUCCACUGUUUGGAUAUCAUGGCUUUCUUUGGGGGACUGGAGCUACUUUUGGAGGGACCACUCUCUGAUCAGGACAAGAGUUUCCAGGAUCUCCUAACACAACAUCUUGUGUACUUUGCCAAAACAGGUAAGAUGGUGGAGGAGUGGUCACCUUACCCAUCAUCCAUUGCCCUCCUGUCCAGCAAGCUUUUGGUUGUCAACAAAUACUCAUCUGCUCGCUGCCAGUUGUGGAAAGAGAACGGCCUACAUGCCUAUGCAUGGAUAAACUGAUCAUACGUUAGCAUUCAUUUGACCAAAGACUUUUGAAAAGCCGUUCAGCUGUCAUUUGCUUGGCCAUGGGUUUAAAAACUUGCUGUGAAGGGAAUAUACUGUAUUGUAUUUGAUUUACACUUAAGAUAUGUCGCUAUAUUUUUUUUGUUAACAUCUAUUUUUGGGCAUCUAUCCAUUCUCUCCGUGGUGUUGGAGCCGAUCCCAGCUUACUUCAGGUGAAGGGCGAAGUCCACCCUGAGCUGGUUGUCGCAGGGCACAUAUAGACAGACAACCAUUCAGAUGUGUUGAAUGUCUUACACUUUGAAACAGGUUGCUAAAACAACAAGAAAACAUCAAAUUUAGGAUUAACCCAACGUUUUCAGCCCCAGACCCAAAUUGGAAAAUGUCUUUUGUCAAUGUGGUUGUCAUGUCUGCCUCUGGCAUCAGAUAUCGACUCCAGCCUUUCUGUGGCUUUUCGGUGGAACUCUGGCAUUCAAUAAACUUACCUGCUAAGUUAAUUGAAGGCUCUAAAUUGCCGUUAAGUUUGAAUGUGAGUGUAAAUUGUUGCUUGUCUAUGUGUAUCCUGUGAUUGACUUGACAAAUCAAGGGUAUACCCUGUCUAUUACCCAAAAGUCAAUUGGGUUGGGCUUCAGUUUUUCAUGGCUCUAAGUAGGAUAAAUUGUAUAGAAAAUGGGUGGAUGGAUGGUCCCAAAAAUGUAAAAAAUAAAAAAAUAAUGUAUAUUGCUCAGACCAUGUCUAAGUCCAGUCGCAAGGGUGACCGCUGGUCUGACACGAUUUUGGUGAAUUUGAAGGGGGCACAGGCAGACAGAUACUGAGGUCAGAGGUUAUAUUUAUUUCGCCAGUGUUUAUCACCAGCUCAUUGUGUAUUUAAUAAGGGUAUUGUCUGUUGCUACACCAUGGCCAGAGCCGUGACAAUCUUCCACUCAUGCACGGAUUGCUGCAUCGUCCUCUUACGCACAGUAUCAAUGUAUCCAUGCGAGAAUGUCAUUGCGUCGCAUUUAAAGGGAAUAAGAGGGCUGUAGACAAACCCACAGCGGUGCAGCCCACCCACUCCCAGAUCCGCCGGGGUGCGCUGGUGUGCAAAAUGGCCAACACUGGUCUAACCCGCCGCUGGCACACAGUUGUGCCGCCCGCCGUUCCGGAUUUAUGCCAUUCAUGAAAAUAGGGCCCUGUAUGUUUAUUAUGCUGCGAUCGGCUGGCGACCGGUUCAGGGUGUACCCCGUCUCCCGCCCGAAGAUAGCUGGGAUAGGCUCCAGCAGCCCACGACUCUAGUGAGGAUAAGCGGUCAAGAAAAUGGUUGGAUGGAUGUUUAUUAUUUCAUGAAGACAAAGUUGAAAUGUCUGUCUCUUACAGGUAAGAUGGUGGAUGAGUGGUCAUCUUACCCAUCAGCCUCCAUAUAUAUAAAUUCAGAGCUAACCCAGCACACUUCAAGCGAAAAGUCAGCUGAGUUAGUCUCCGUUUUUCAUGGCUCCAAGCAGGAUAAUUUAAUAGAAAAUGAGUGAAUGGAUGGUCCCUAAAAUGUAAAAAAAUAAUAUUUCUUUCCAUACAUUGACUUUCCUGCAAUAUCUUGACACAUAGCAUUUUAUUCUGGGUUCCCACCUUAGUUUGAGAUCGGCAGACAGGUAGGCAGGUAGUUGUAUACAUAUAGUAUUUUUCCUUCCCCCUCAUAACGUACUUUAAAGUAGCGGUCCCUGCCUUUUUUUUUUUUGCCCCAGAGACCGGUUUCAUGUAAAGACCUAUUUUGACGGAACGGCGUAGAAAAAACAAAUAAUGUCAUUAAAUAUGCAGGAUCACGCGGAAUGUCGUAUUUAGUGUGAAUCCUGCGCUUGUUUCUUUUCAAUGAGCUGGUCCCAUCUUGGGAUAACCUUUUUUCCUCUCUCAGUAAACUUCCACAGGGGUUGUCUUUUAAUGCCAGGUGUUUGGGCUCCAUGUGCCGAGGCAGUUUCGAUGGCUUCAUUGCCUCAAGUUACAUAGAGCAGGUUUGGUGCAAGAGUCAACUGGGUCAACUAGUAAUAAACCCGUACCUGCCAAUUUUGUCUCCGAAUUCCAGCAUUUUUUCCUAUUGGAAGUUGCUGGCUUUUCUUCUGUCUCAUUAUUUGGCCUGUUUCCCUUUUCGAAUAAGUUUUUCAAAAUCCAUCCAUCCAUUUUCUGUACCGCUUAUCAUCUCUAGGGUCGCGGGCGUACUGGUGCCUAUCCCAGCUAUCUUUGGGCGAGAGGCGGGGUACGCCCUGAACUGGUCGCCAGCCAAUCACAGGGCACACACAAAACAAUUUUUUUAAACUAUUUUUGCUAUCGUAUCACGUGACCGAGAUGAGCGAUUUGAUGGCGGCACAGGCAGAGUUUCAAAUUAUCAUUUCUUUAAGACUCUGUUGAAAAAUAAAAGAUUUGUUUUCUAUUUAUUGUGCAGCCUGGUAGUAGGAGACUCCUGGCUUAAUAUUCAAAGACGGCCAAAGAGGGGUCUCGCAGAUCACAGAGAUCAUGUAAAUUCCACACCGGAAUGGCAACAUAGAGUUGAGCGGAGAACCUUCUUAUUGAAAUGCACUAAAUUCAACUGAUAAUCAAUCAAUUUUCUAUGCUGCUUAUCCUCUUCAGCGUUGCGGCAAGCUGGAGUUUAUCCCAGCUGACUUUGGGCAAAAGGUUGACUACACUCUGAAGUGGUUGCCAGUCAGUAGUCGGCCAUAAAAACACAACUAUUCACUCUCAGGAUCAUCUUUAUUUGCCAAGUAUGUCAAAAACACAAAAUGAAUUUUUCGUUGGUAGUUGGAGCCGCUCUAGUAUGACUAAAGACACCCAUUUGACAGAAAAUACUUUUGAGACAUAAAAACACUGAGCAAUGAAAGGUUACCGGUAACAUUUAAACCGUCAAUGAGUGGGAACUGAACCCAUGCUACCUGCGUUGAAUUCAGGCAAAUGGGACACUACACCAUCAGUGACUCAACUGAGAAUAUGUGGUGUAACUAAUUCCUUAAGGGAAUUUGGCACUUGAGGUUGGGUUUAUGAUUGUGGAUUUUUAUUUAAAAAAAAAUUUUUUACAGUUGUAUAUAAAAAUUGGAUCUACAAUUUUUUUUUUUGUUACAAUAUUGCCCUCAUUAACAAAUGUCCAUGUAACAAGAACAAGACCACUGAGACGCUUUAAACUUUUUUCCACGCGCUUGCAUUUUUUUUUCUUUUUUCUUUUUGUUUUACAUUUUCUGUGAUGUGUUGUUUUUGUAGACGUGAUAUGUUUUCACAGAUUGGGUGAUUUGCUGAUAGAGCAUGGGGGAUUUUGAGUGGCACUAACCAUGUAUCCCCUUAUAUAACCAGUCUCUAUUGACGAGAAGUGAGGAAUUUUAACGUUUUAUGCUUAAAUCUUAAUUGUUUCGGAGUUUAAAAUUACUGCAUCAAAUGAAGGAUUUGUGCUGACGGGGAAAUCAUAAGAUUGCAGGUUUCAUUUUAUUUUUCCAUUUUAAAUGAGACAUGCAUUUUUUUCACAAUUGAAAACAGAUUCCAGGUUGAAAACAGAUCCCAGGUGUCGUCACUGUUUUUUUUUUUUUGAAGCAAUGACCCUCCUCAUACACGAAAUAAAAAUCAACCACACCCGACAUGAGCACUUGGCAAUGGAGGCAAGCAAAAGCUCCCUCUCAAGAAGUUAAGCCAGGUCUUUUUUUUGUGUGUGUUUGCAUUUGAGUGUGUAUUUUCACUGGUGACGUCAGCACUUCAUCACCAAGCUCAGAUGUUAUAUGGCAGAUGCUGUAGACUCAUAUGGCAGAUGCUGUAGACUCAUUCUCAAUCGUUUAGUCAGGACUUUUUCAUCAAGCUCUGAUGUAUCCGGCACAUGGUGCAGACACGUUGCCAAACGCUACCGAGACCCAAUUACAUUAGCAUAUAAGAAACGAAAAAGUACAAUUUUCAAAAUAUGUCCCCUUUAAAGAAAUGAUUGACCCACGAGACAACACAAAGCUGUUUGCACUAAUUCCUAACUUUGUUUCUUGUGUAUCAUUCUUUGCACUUUCCUGUGAAUAGAUGUCAUUGUACAUGUAUUGGAUUCUAUUAGCAUAAACAAGUGAGUGAAGUGUGCUAUGAAGCUGUUAUUACCAAAUAAAACAAUUUCAUAGUA
Phyllopteryx taeniolatus (common seadragon) is the source of this 6027-nucleotide messenger RNA. RefSeq names its product para-nitrobenzyl esterase. Bases 144 to 1931 code for a protein of 595 amino acids. The record is from RefSeq and is a predicted model, not a curated record. The transcript is spliced from 10 exons. NCBI's taxonomy places the organism in Eukaryota, Metazoa, Chordata, Actinopteri, Syngnathiformes, Syngnathidae.